UUGGUUUGAAGUCAGCGGAGUGAAGAAAGAGGAGCGGAGAGGAAUGACGGAGUUUACUGUUAUAACUCCAGAAACACGGACUUCACACGAUAUUAGCAUACAGACAGGACCACGAAAAUGAUAUUAUAGAAGUAGUUUAACAUGAAAGAAAAACUUUAGAGGUGAGUUUUUGGGGGGAGACGCAGAGGUUGACGGGGCAGUCCGCUGAGGGCUAACGUUAAACAUGGAUGUCCGGGGAGCAACGGUGCGGCUCUGAGCAGGAAUUAAGGCCGUUUCUGGGUUAUUUCUGGUCGGGAGUUUGGCUCCAGCAGCGGCAGCAGCCUAUUUACCAGGUUUAAAAUUCAAGGCUGUGACUUCUUGUAGCGCCCAUCACCUAAGAUGUUGAAGCUGUGGAGGCGAGACGUGCCGCUCUCGGAGAGGCUGGGGGAGGACUCUCCUCUGGCCGCAGCACCCGUCCCCCCGCCAACGGCAGCUCCGACGGGCCCCAACAUUUCAUGGCUCCCAGAAGCCCCACUGCUGGGCCAAGACCCGCCCAUCUUCCUCAUGACCCCUGCUGCUCAGGCUGUGUCUGGCUUCUUCGUCUGGACCGCACUCAUCCUCACCUGUCACCAGAUCUACAUGCACCUACGUUUCUACAGCUCGCCAAGGGAGCAGCGCCACAUUGUACGGAUCCUCUUCAUCGUUCCUAUCUACGCCUUCGACUCUUGGCUCAGCCUCCUUUUCUUCACCAACGACCAGUACUACGUGUACUUUGACACCGUCAGGGACUGCUAUGAGGCAUUUGUAAUUUACAACUUCCUGAGCCUGUGCUAUGAGUACCUGGGAGGAGAGAGCGCCAUCAUGGCGGAGAUCAGAGGGAAACCCAUCGAGUCCAGCUGUAUGUAUGGCACCUGCUGUCUGAGGGGGAAGGCCUACUCCAUAGGCUUCCUGCGGUUCUGUAAGCAGGCCACUCUGCAGUUCUGCGUGGUCAAACCACUGAUGGCCAUCAUCACGGUCAUCCUGCAGGCCUACGGCAAAUACAAGGACGGAGACUUCAAUGUUGCCAGCGGUUACCUGUACGUGACCAUCAUCUACAACAUCUCCGUCAGCUUGUCCCUGUACGCCCUCUUCCUCUUCUACUUCUCCACCAGGGAGCUGCUCAGCCAUUACAGCCCCAUGCUCAAGUUCCUCAUGGUCAAGUCCGUCAUCUUCCUCUCCUUCUGGCAGGGCAUGUUGCUAGCCAUCCUGGAGAAGUGCGGGGCCAUACCCCAGAUUAACUCAGAGGAGGUGUCUGUCGGCGAGGGGACGGUCGCCGCCGGCUAUCAGAACUUUAUCAUUUGCAUAGAGAUGUUUUUCGCGGCGCUGGCUCUGCGCCACGCUUUCACAUACAGAGUCUACAUGGACAAGAGUCUUGAUUCACAAGGACCCGUUCCUACAUAUGGAGAGUUUGGCCGCCGUGCCCCGAUGAAGAGCAUCUCCAGCAGCCUGAAGGAGACCAUGAACCCGGGUGAUAUGGUCCAGGAUGCCAUCCACAACUUCUCCCCAGCCUACCAGCAGUACACCCAGCAGUCCACGCUGGAGCAAGGGGCACCACCACCUGUCUCCCGCACCCACAGCGCCGUCAGCGGCCGCGGCGACACAGAGAAGACGCUCCUGCUCAGCUCUGAUGACGAAUUCUAGAGCAGGACGUGUCACUUUUACAGCUGAAUCAGAUUCAGACUGUUUAAAUGGCAGAUGGAACCUAGACCUCUUGUGCAGCCGGCCCUCUUUAAUGUGUGAAUGAUUAGAGAGGUUUGAUUUUCCUGUUUUUGAGACUGAUCACAAAUACGAGGAUCUUCCUGCAUAAACAUUUCUGCUCCCAAGAAUCCUACUCAGUGGGAACUCCUAAAGCUAAUUUGGCAUUAAAACCGUUGGCCAGAAAAGGAAAAGGGUUGUGUUGGUGCUUGGAAAGUUUGUGAGUCACACUCUUACAUACUGAAUCAUACUUGACUUUUGGAACAAAAGUUUUCUGGCUUGGGCAGAAACUUAAUUUCAGCUCAGUCAUGUGGCAUUGUAAUCAUUCUAAUGGAUGUUUUUUUUUUAUUUUGUUCUGGGCCCAGAUUGGUUUACAUUUUGAAGGCCCUGUUGUUUUCACAUAGUCACUGGCUGUGUUUAUUAAGCCAAGAAAACCCUUAAGAAGUUGAAUUUCCAUGACUGGAGGUAGAAAAUAUUUUAUAAAAGUUUUGAACUUUUAAUUUUGUAAUCUUAUAUUUUGAUAUUAUUUGCAACAAUUUAAUAAAUUAGUUCAUCUGCAAAUACAUUACAGAAGCUGUUUUCAGUAUCGUAGCAGUCUUGUGGUACAGUCAUAAAAAUGUGGUGCGACGUUUAUGGAAAACGUGUAGAUGAACUGUGAGUGAACUGGGACGACCCUGGUGCAUUGUGGGAUUUUUAAGGGACAUCCUUCGCUGUUUUGGAUUUCAAGGGAAACCGAGUGAAGACCAUUAGUUAAUGUCAGUUGUACGGAUCAAUAUAUUAUUGAUAUUAGCGGAGCAGAUGAGGGUAGAUGAUAGAUUAUGCAGUGCAUCUGUUAUGGGGAGCGAAGGGCAGCAGCAAUAGAGCUGGUCAGGAUUACACUGGUGUAAUUGGGGCGUUAUUUGAAUGGGCUGGAUUAAAGCUGGAGCUAAUUCACUCAGGGAGUAGACCUCCGCAGGCCACAAUGUAGGUUAACUGGACUGAGGGAAAAACAAGAGCAGAAUAUAGGUUAAACUUUAGACGCUUGUUCACAGCAGAGGAGUAUACAUACAUGAAUCCUAAUGUUAAAGAUUUAUUGUGCUUAAUUUUCUCAUGGUCAACUUUAAAGGUAUACUAAGUAGGAUAUUCCUAAAAAGUAUAGACUCAUACAGAUGUAAACCCUAUCAACCAUCACUUAUGACCCACUGGGCGGUGUAUUUAUCUGCAGAGACUCUGCCCUCUGCCUACAUUUUCUUAUUUUCUUCUUAUCUUGUAUGUGCGGGACAUUUAUGGGUGUAUACCCUUUAGUGCUCAGGACUUUAUAAAACGGUAGUGACCAUGUUCUAGACCGUACGCAGCAGGCAUCUGCUGACAAUCCUGCAGAGUAUACCUUUAAAUUUGUCUGAGUAGUCCAUCCGUCUAUCACCCUGAUGUUCCUAAAUGGCUCCAGAUACAUAAGAAAGACUAAAAUCCAUCCACAUAAAGUCAGUUUUCUGCUCUUGCUCUAACACACUCACUGUAGUGACAUCUCUGUCAGCAGUCAGGCUCCAUUGUUGUGAGUGUUCCUGCUUGUACGGACCUAAGCCUUUAGCUUAACUACUAUUUUGCACAUUAUACAGCUAUUAUAAUGAGGUACGGUAUAUUUGAAAGCUGAAAAAAGAAUAUUAUUACAGUAAUAUUGGAAUAUAUAUUCACUGUACCACAUUUCAAAGCUAUGCAUUUACAAUAUGAUCAGUCAAUAUUCUUUCAAUAACAUUUGAUGUGUAACUUUUGAUGCUCUUCUGUUCUUCCAGUCAUUUUUUGUCAGAUUUAACUUCACCACAGCCAGAGCUUUUUUUUUUCUCCACAUAAUUGAAGUUCUUGAGUCAUCCGAAUGAGUCAUGCCGAAUCUGCCGACGUGUUCACUGUAACUGCUGUCACUGCUCUGCCGUGGCUGCGUAUGAACACCAGGGGGCCGUGUGGAGGAGACGUGAACACAUUCACACUCCUUAUCUACAAGCAGACAGGCACUUAUCACACUUUAGGCUUGGCGCACAUGUAACUGCUUUGUUGGAGCACCAGUUUUUUUUAUCUCCUCAUCACUCUGUGGGUUUCGUCAGAGGAAUGAAGUCAGCCUCAGGCCGGUCAUGGUUUUUUUUUUGUAUUUCUGCUUCUGCCUGGCAUAAUAUUGGUUUUAAAUAGGACAGAAGCCACGUCUGUGCACAGGAGCAGUGUCCUAUUUUUAGACAUUGCUGAGUGUUGUCUGGGUAAUUGGGUUUCUGGAUUUCCAUGACUGAGCUUGGAGCAGCAAAAGUGACCCUGCAUUACUUGUGUAAAAGCACUGGUCAGUUCAUUGUGCGGCAGUUAACAUGCUCAAACACUGAAUGACAGUGCUGAUAUUUUUUAGUUGAAGAAAGUUUUUGUGCAUCAGUUGGUUUGCUUCAUGCUUCAAACUGAAAAAAAAAAGUCUUAUCAGGAUGGAUGUCAGGCGUACUGCACUUUGAAUGCCAUAAUUCACUUUCAAGCUUCACCCUCUUUCUGUAUGUCUUUAUUAUCUGCUGACGUGUGACGUGUCCCGAUGUGUGUGAGUCGAGCUGAGGAAACGCCGCAGACUGAUGUUGUAAAUACACUUUUAAGUGCUGUCUGUGGGAGGAGUUGUCGUGGUGUAUGUUGGUGUAGUCAUAUAUGCUGUUAAUACGGAGCACAUUUGGGAAAAAAAAGACCUAGUUUUGUAUUUUUAUUUCAUAACUGUCUUUUUUUAUUUCAAUGACUGUUUUGGUUUCUAGUUCUUUGUAUAUGAUGAAGCUGCUCAUGAUGCUGAUAUUUUAUGUCAAAAUGGAGGAAUAUCUGAGGGGAUAAUAAAACAUAUUUAGUCUGCUAUGUAAUUAA
Messenger RNA from Epinephelus lanceolatus (giant grouper), 4557 nucleotides. RefSeq names its product transmembrane protein 184ba (gene tmem184ba). NCBI's taxonomy places the organism in Eukaryota, Metazoa, Chordata, Actinopteri, Perciformes, Serranidae. The record is from RefSeq and is a predicted model, not a curated record.